Mesoplodon densirostris (Blainville's beaked whale) is the source of this 3155-nucleotide messenger RNA. RefSeq names its product DnaJ heat shock protein family (Hsp40) member B2 (gene DNAJB2). The record is from RefSeq and is a predicted model, not a curated record. Gene Ontology annotation, cellular component: cytosol; endoplasmic reticulum membrane. The transcript has 8 exons. Gene Ontology annotation, biological process: positive regulation of proteasomal ubiquitin-dependent protein catabolic process; protein refolding. Gene Ontology annotation, molecular function: Hsp70 protein binding; ATPase activator activity. Bases 301 to 1278 code for a protein of 325 amino acids. NCBI's taxonomy places the organism in Eukaryota, Metazoa, Chordata, Mammalia, Artiodactyla, Ziphiidae.
GCCCCGGUCAGGCUGGGGGGCCCUGGGCCGGGCUGCUGGCGUUUGGGGGCUGCGAUAGGGCGCCCCGGCCCCGGGCCCCGAGAUAGCCCGUGGCACCGGCCUGCGAGGGCCGAUAAGGCUGCCCGAGGGAGCCGAGUCACCGGCCGCGAGGAGAGCCCGCAGGCUCCGCGGCCCCCUGGGAGCGCCUCCCGCCGCCCCCGGGGUCUCCAGCCCCGGGGAGGGGCUCUCGGUUCUUUCCGCCUGACUGUACCUUCUCUACUGCAGCCCCAAGGAGGCCCUCCUGACGACUGACGAGUUGCCAUGGCAUCCUACUACGAGAUCCUAGACGUGCCGCGAAGUGCGUCCGCUGAUGACAUCAAAAAGGCGUAUCGGAAGAAGGCUUUACAAUGGCACCCAGACAAGAACCCAGAUAACAAAGAGUUUGCUGAGAAGAAGUUCAAGGAGGUGGCCGAGGCGUAUGAAGUGCUGUCGGACAAGCAUAAGCGUGAGAUCUACGACCACUAUGGCCGGGAAGGGCUGACUGGGGCAGGUACUGGCCCGUGUCGGGCGGAAGCUGGCAGUAGCAGCCCUGGCUUCACCUUCACCUUCCGCAGCCCGGAGGAGGUCUUCCGGGAGUUCUUCGGGAGUGGUGACCCUUUUGCAGAGCUCUUUGACGACCUGGGCCCGUUCUCAGAGCUUCAGAACCGGAGUGCCCGACACUCGGGCCCUUUCUUCACCUUCUCUUCCUCCUUCCCUGGACACUCCGAUUUCUCCUCCUCAUCUUUCUCCUUCAGUCCUGGGGCUGGUGCUUUUCGCUCUGUUUCUACAUCUACCACCUUUGUCCAAGGACGCCGCAUCACGACGCGCAGGAUCAUGGAGAACGGGCAGGAGCGGGUGGAAGUGGAGGAGGACGGGCAGCUGAAGUCUGUCACAAUCAAUGGUAUCCCGGAUGACCUGGCACUGGGCUUGGAGCUGAGCCGUCGCGAGCAGCAACAGUCUGUCACCUCCAGGUCAGGGGCCACACAGGUCCGGCAGACCCCUGUGUCGCGACCCCCUGACAGCGACCUCUCUGAGGAUGACGAGGACCUGCAGCUUGCCAUGGCCUACAGCCUGUCAGAGAUGGAGGCAGCUGGGAAGAAACCAGCAGGUGGGCGGGGGGCACAGCGUCGACGGCAGGGGCAGCCCAAGGCCCAGAACCACGACCCAGGCGUGGGGGAGAUCCAUGAGGGUGCAAGGGGUGACACAGCCAAAUCCAGCCCAUCUCCGGAGGAGAAGGCGUCUCGCUGCCUCAUCCUCUGAUCACCAGGCCCAACCCACCCAAUUCAGGGGGCCAGGGGUCCUGUUCACUGUCAGGAGAGCAGAGAGGGGUGUGGCCUGAGUUGCAGGAGCCCCUCUCCACCUCCGUGCUCCCUCCCUGGUCCACCCCCCUCCAGCGUGGAGUCAGGAUUUGCUGUGCUCAGCCCACGGCUGAUAGGUCCCUGGCAAAGCCCAGGGUGGGGGGCCUCAGGGCAGUGGGAGGGCCUGAGGAGCCAGGAUUCACUUAUUCUUAUCAGACAGGGAGUUUAAAGGGGCAUUAGUGGCUUGGGUCAGGCCUUUCGUGCCCAGGUCUUCUGCCACCUGUGUUGCUGAUGAUAUUAAGGAAGGAGGACUUGGCCUGAGGUUCUCUGAGCCAGAGUCGGCAGCCACGGCUCUCCUUAUCCGGCUGCAGACAACCCCACCCUGGUUUCUGCGCAGUGUUGAGCUCUGACGUCUCUGUUGCUUCCCUCCUGGUGCUGCUUCUCCCUCGCACUCUUCUCUCUGCAAUUCCCCGUGGGCCGCGUCGCUUGCUUUCACUGCCGUCUGGCUGGGACUCCCUUCUUGCUUCCCCAGAAGGCCUCUUUGUGGCGAGGAAGAUUCUGUGGCCAGUAGGGCCAUAAGGUCUUCCGGGGAGACUAGCUGGGUGGGGCGGGAGCCUCUCGGCCGUCCAGAUUCGGAACCGGAGCCUACUCCUCCUCCCUUCCUCUUGCUGCCUCAGCCUGCCCCAGGCCUUGGGACUAGCCAGAGGUGAGGCCGGCUAACCCUGGAGAGGGGGGAUAAGGCCAGGUUGCCCCAGGAGGGAGGCUUAAGAGGGGACCAUACCCCAUCCUCCUGCACCAUGCAUCAGGGCUCAGGGAGAGGCCACAGGGCUAGCCCAGGGCUGCAUGCUCAGCUCCGUCCUCCACGGCUUGCUGCUGACCCUCUCUCCUGUCACCCCGCCCCCGCUCUCUCCCCAGAUGUGUUCUGAGCUGGAUGUCCGGGACCCAGAAUGGCUGCACAGUUCCAACAGGACAGCGCCCAACCCUGUGCACUGGGAGGGGACCCUCCAUUCCUCUCCCUCGCCCAUGCUGAGCGUAGAGCCGGGCCUGGGUGGUGGGUGGGGGCUGGGUGGGAAGUAGUCUUAGCCUGUAAACGCUUCCCUGGGUGUUUGGUGCUGUCUCUUGGGGACUACAAGUCCCAGAAUGCAACGCACCAUGCCUCCUUUCUGUUAGAUCAUGCUUGGGGGAAGUGGUGCACAGUUAUGGAGCUGUGCAUCUUGGGACAUGUAGUUCCAGCCCUGGUCGGCUUGUUCACUCACUGUGAGAUGGGGCGAUCGUGUUCUUUGAUUUGUCCCUGGCAGGGGUGGCAAGAAUGUGGAUGAAGGGGUAAUGGUCUGAGCUUUGUUUCCCCUUACACCUCUUGCUAGCGCCGGGGUUAGAGUGUACCAGUCAAGGCCCUGUGGCAUCUCGGAGAGGCUCUUUUCCUGUGGGCAGUCCCGGGGUCUGAGAAUGAGCCACGGCUGAUCGGCUAAGCAGGGCUUGGUCUCAGAAGGCUGACAGGCGUGGGAGCUUGGAAGCUAGCCCUCUCGGUGGUGGUGGUGGGCGGGGGUGGGGUGGCGGUGUGUGGCUGGAAUUGGUGUGUGGUGGGUGCUCUGGGCAUGUUGCUGCUUGUAUGGCUUCUUCGGCCUCUGACCCCGCUGCCCAUUCUUUCUCUCCAACACCACAGAAGCUGCCUCUCCUCCUCCCUCCCUGGGGAGCCCGGUGGCUGGGGAGGGGAGUGGUGGAGCCGGGGUGUUGCCAGACCCUGAGCCGUUGAGUCUCAGAGACCUAUCAAAGCCAGCGGGGCUGAGCUCAGACCAAGAGGGAGACACUGGAACUCAAUAAAGCUGAGUUUCGAGAGUU